This is a messenger RNA of Drosophila gunungcola (fruit fly), 1941 nucleotides long. It is a transcript of the gene sra, whose product is annotated as protein sarah. The coding region runs from base 331 to 1224 and encodes 297 amino acids. The transcript is spliced from 2 exons. Gene Ontology annotation, biological process: calcium-mediated signaling. Gene Ontology annotation, cellular component: nucleus; cytoplasm. Gene Ontology annotation, molecular function: calcium-dependent protein serine/threonine phosphatase regulator activity; nucleic acid binding. The record is from RefSeq and is a predicted model, not a curated record. Lineage: Eukaryota; Metazoa; Arthropoda; Insecta; Diptera; Drosophilidae.
GUCGUAAUUUCCUUUUAAUCCAGCUCUAGUCCGCACAGCAAAACAAAAAAAAUUUUUAGCGAGCGGUUGUGGUCGUCGGACGUAAAAUAGCGCGCCUCCGCGAAUGACGCAGACUAGAAGCUUCCACUUGGAUGACAAUCGGCUAAAUAACAUUCAACAAUAGUGGGGCACUUGCAAAUUACCGUUGCAUCGAGCUUUGCAAACAUCAACAGAUGCGACAAACGGCAAGGCAGUAGCAACAACAACAAAGAAAACAAGAACGGAAUUUUGUUAUUGACGCAUAAAGCAGAAUCGUAAUUUGGCCUGUGAACAUUUUCUAAAACGACAGCCAUGUCCGACGCGGCCAAGUCCAACAACAAUGCGUCUGCCGAUGCACCUGAUCCGGCCACUCCUGAUGCCGCUGGAGGACCUGGCGAGGCCAAUGACGCCGUUCCGACAACUCCACGUGGCAAUCACAACAACAACAACAGCGCCAACGGUAGCGGCAGCGGCAAAAGCAAGAACAAACUGAAGUCAACACAGAACAGCAGCGGCGGGGGGAGCAUUGACAAGCUUUCGCCAGAUCAGGACAUCUUCAUCAACGCCGCCGACGGUCUGCCCAACCAGCAUCCCUCGCUGCCGAAGGAGGGGGACGUGGAUAGCGACACCGAGCCGGAGGUGGACGCGGACUCAUUCGACGACCUACCCACCUCGAUCAUCGUGACCAACAUCCACUCGGAGGUGUUUGCCAAUCCGGAGCUAAAGCACGCCAUGGAGGAGCUGUUUCGCACCUUUAGCGAAUCGGCCACGUUCCAGUGGCUGCGCAGCUUCCGCCGCAUGCGGGUGAACUAUGACAACGCCAUUGCGGCGGCCAAUGCGCGGAUCAAGCUGCACCAGUACGAAUUCAACAAGAAGACGGUGAUCACCUGCUACUUCGCCCAGCCGGUGACACCGGUCAGCAACAAGAACCUGCAGCCGCCGGCGCCGGUCAAACAGUUCCUCAUCUCGCCGCCCGCCUCGCCGCCAGCCGGUUGGGAGCCACGCGAGGAGGGCGAGCCCCUGGUCAACCACGACCUGCUGGCCGCCCUGGCCAGCCUCACGCCCGGCGAGUCGCACGAGCUGCAUCCCCAGAGCGAGGACCAGCCGGCCAUCAUUGUGCACACGGCCAUGCUGGCGGAGACCGGCACCACAGGCCUACAGGUGAAGGCGCCGAUCGUCCAGACCAAGUGCCCGGAGCGGGCAUAAUCAUCAGGCCGAGGCGAAGCUAAAGCUGAAGCUGAACACUUGAGUUGUAGGCCCAAAACGAACUGGACAACGGGCUGGGUUUUUAUGCUCCGCGAAAGGAUGGGGCUUGGAUUGAGUAUUUUAUGUAAAUAGUUUCCGAUUCAAUUGUGAUUAUUUUACACAUACAUAUAUUUAGCUACGUUCGUAUGUUUCUAUUACUAGGCACUCGAACUCCCAUACCCAUACCUUUACUCUUACCCGACACACUUUCCCACCAUUCGUUUGAAAUGUAGCAUUUAACCCAAUUGGCUUCUGAUACAAGUUAUUUGGCUAGCAACCGCAUCUAGAUGUGUUUAUCUCUCGAUUUGAGUGUGUCUAUGUCUAAGAAUAUCGAUGUUAACCCAUCGCGACUACCUGCUACCAAUAUCUCUAUCUCUGUGUACCUUCGAUGGGAAAUCGCUGCCAGAGGCGCUAUCGAGAACAGCGAUCCGAAUCCCAGAUAUAAUGCUACUAUAUCUAUGUAAAUGUUAAUGUAAUUCUAAGCCAGCGAAAUGGUGUUGCGAUAUCGCAUCAGAUGUCGCAAUACAUACGUAUAUAACUCUAUAUGCCUACGUGUAGUUAAACUUUAAAUUGAAAAUAUAUUCAGAUUCGAAAUGAAUGUUCUCAAAUGUACCAAACAAAACAAAACAAAAAAAGAAAUUCCAAAAACGAAACAAAAACAGAAAAACCGAAACAAAA